GCACUCGUUUCCGUCAGACUUACUCACCCACGUAAGCCCCGCCUCAUCUCAUAACAGUGUGUUAGGGACCACAGCAGUGAGUUAGUGGUCUGUCAGGUGUGAUCUAGCCAGGUGUGGUACUUCCAGGUGUGAUCAUGCUCCGUCUGGUCAGGGCACUUCAGCUUCUGAUGCUUCUGAUGCUGCGUGAGAGCAGCUCAGCCUUUCACAACAAUGCCACGGAGACGGGCAGUCUGCAGCUGGUCCCGGACGAGCCGGAUCAGACAGAAGAAGAAAACAUCAAUCAGGCGAGUCGCGGCAGGAGACGGCCGGCUGAAGCCGUGAGCACUGACCUAGACCAGAACCAGGUGCAAUGCAGGGAGCUCAGGUCCACAAAGUUAAUUUCUGAUGGUAAGUGCACCAGCGUCACUCCCAUCAAGGAGUUGGUGUGUGCUGGGGAGUGCCUGCCAGCUCACCUGGGACCCAACUGGAUCUCAGGUGGAAAAAGGUACUGGAGCCGCCAUGAGACCCAGGACUGGCGCUGUGUCACAGACCGGUCCAGAACCCAGCGGAUCCAGCUACAGUGUCACAACGGCAGCUCCAGGACCUACAAGAUCACUGUGGUGACCUCCUGCAAGUGCAAGCGCUUCACUAGGCAGCAGAACAACUCAGAACACAAAGACACGUCAGCCCAGAGCCAGAAGCCCAAGAAGACCCAGGACAGGUCUGAUCCUCCAGAGGGGUUUGCUGAAAACUAAAACCCACCAUGGUCUUGUGUUCUCCUGCAGUCAUCAUCAAGGUUCUGUUCCAUGUAACCUGGACUUGAGGAGGGAGACCAGGCUCAUUGCUUUGUGACUUGUCUGCUGGACCUCAAACAUGUGACUGUGAGGAGCAUUUACCCAGCAGACUCUGUUCCAGGACAGACUCUGGUCAUUCACCAAUAACCGUGAGAACAGGAGCAACCUAAGAAACAAAACCAGACCUUCAAACCGCAUCAAUUGGACUUCUGCUGCAGACUUUUAUUACAAAUAAACUCAUUACAUCAUCAAGUGUUCAUUGGGGUGUUAUGCUGAUGGGUCUGAUUGCUCGUUAGGGUCAGUACUACCCGUCAUUGUGGUUAUUUCUCACAAGCAGCUGAAUCUGCACCGUUGGAGGACUUUGUGGUGGCUGUAGGAUGUGGGGCGUGUCUGUCAGCGAUGCUCCUCACACAUGUAGAUAACUAACCAGAAUAGAGACAUGCAUAGAGGUCUUCGUUUUUGAUGUGAUUGUAUUUUUUUUAACCGGGAAGUUGCUUUUGUCACAAAGAUCUAAGUAAACACUGCUGAUGUUCUGCCGCGAGGCUGCUGGCGUGUCCGGCAUCAAAGUGAACAGGAAGUCCCUCACAAAGACCUCCAUCGACAGCGUCCUACUUGGUUUUGUUGUAAACGUAGGAGAUCCCUUCAGCUCCAGGCAGAUUGUACUCACACUAGCUCGCUAAAAGAUUUGAUUCUAUCGGUUCUUUGUUUUCUUUGACAGCUGUGGGUAGGGGGUAAAAAGAAUCACCUGCACUGGAGGACAACAGGAUGUUUAACUUGUGUUAGAGGGAAAAGGGCAGACUUGUCUUUUAUCCUUUAUAUCCUGUAGAGAAGAAACUUUACAGGAGGUUGAAGUGCUGAUUGGCAGGUAGAGAUUUUAUUGACGCUGUGUUUUCCCACGUUUGUAUCAGAAACCAAGAGAAUAAAUCAUUAAAUCAUG
Messenger RNA from Nothobranchius furzeri (turquoise killifish), 1710 nucleotides. Its product is annotated as sclerostin domain-containing protein 1. The record is from RefSeq and is a predicted model, not a curated record. Gene Ontology annotation, biological process: negative regulation of BMP signaling pathway; negative regulation of Wnt signaling pathway. Lineage: Eukaryota; Metazoa; Chordata; Actinopteri; Cyprinodontiformes; Nothobranchiidae. Gene Ontology annotation, molecular function: BMP binding.